Messenger RNA from Phyllotreta striolata, 1526 nucleotides. The record is from the annotation of a GenBank genome assembly. NCBI's taxonomy places the organism in Eukaryota, Metazoa, Arthropoda, Insecta, Coleoptera, Chrysomelidae.
GUCAUUUCAACGUCAAUUUUCUGUAAUUGUCAAAAAUCAAUAAUUUUCAAAUGAAAAUAAAUAAAGAAUUCACCGAAAUUAAAACGAUUUCUGUAUUACAAGCAGCAUUACACCGAGCCAACUCAACAAGGCAUCUUCCCGCGUUUUAGAAAUGCUUUAAACGCGUUAAAAUCAACAAUGCCGGGGCCUACGAGAAGACUGAACCGAAACGUUCGCCCGACCCCGAUAUCUCCCCCCGUUAUAUCCAGCUUCGCCAACGAACCAUGCGGACAACGGUACGCCCCAUUGGGCGCCUCGGUCCCCACGCUACCCGCCUUAGAACCCCCCGCGGCCCCGAGACAUUUCCCAUUCCCCAACACUCCGGUGGACAACGAUCUGUUCUUCGAGGGCUACAUGUGCUUCUUCGCCAUCGCCACGACGGCUUUGCAAUUCCUGCAUUUGUAUCGGUCCGUUUGGUGGUUGCCCAAUUCUUACACUAGACUGGCAAUGAAUUUCUAUCUAAUCGACCCGUAUUUGGUUGUGUUUAUUAUUGUGACGUUAUCGAGGCGAUUCGUUUAUAUGAUGGGUUGUGUGGUUUUGAAUCAAAUUGUAGACGAUCGAAGCCAGUAUUACGUACACUCGUAUUUUAGAUUAGUCCUCUUCGGUGUCACUAGUUUGAUAUUAGCGGGCUGUAUGUACAACGUGAUACAAAACUACCACUUGGAGAAAAUGCUUUAUUUGUGUUACCCAUUCUUUAUUUAUUUGCUUUUUUUCGGAUUCAACAUCCAUCCGUUCUUCGAAUUGAUCAAGUGGAAGUCCUCGGUACCUCCGCUCCACGCGUGCAGUCUGAGCGCCCCAGCCGUAAGGAAAGAAGUGGAAUGUCUCAUCAAUAAUUUCAAUUGCAGAAUGAAAGAAAUUCUAUUCACGUCGAUAUGUAACGCUUAUUACGCUGGAUUCAUACCCUGCUGUUUCGCUCAAGCUUCGGUACACUACGAUAUCCUGUGGGCAUCUCAACACGUUCUAUUCAUAUUCAUCACUGGUUUCAUAUCUCUGUCGAUACACGUUUUAUCUUUGAGAUAUUGCGAUAUUUUGCACCGUUCCGCCUUGCAUUUGGGAACGUGGGAGAGAUUAGAAACGGGACGGACCAUGUUAUUGGUGAAUAACACCUGGAAAGAGGAUACCUUGUGGCCCUACGGAGCCCUAGUGAGGUACGGUAAAGACAUUUGGAGGGCCCAAGGCGAUUGUAACAGCAGCGAGCCGGGGAAUGUGGGUUUAAGACGGUUUUAUAGUGUUUUUAAAAACCCCACGUAUACCUUGGGUUUGAAGCUGUUUCUGCUUAUCCUUAUGGUGGUGUGUCAGCUGGUGCUGUUGAUUCGGAGCACUUUGUGGUAUAAAAUAAUUUCCCUUACGUUUAUACUGUUUUUUAAUUAUUAUAUACUUUACAAAUUGUUCAGAGAUUAUCUAGUCAGUCAUAAAAUCUAUAGAGAGGAAAGAGACUUGCACAAAAAGAUUAAUAUGAGGUAAAUAACAAAAAUAAACCAGUAAAU